Messenger RNA from Hydra vulgaris (swiftwater hydra), 1288 nucleotides. RefSeq names its product 3'-5' exoribonuclease 1. Gene Ontology annotation, biological process: exonucleolytic trimming to generate mature 3'-end of 5.8S rRNA from tricistronic rRNA transcript (SSU-rRNA, 5.8S rRNA, LSU-rRNA). The record is from RefSeq and is a predicted model, not a curated record. Lineage: Eukaryota; Metazoa; Cnidaria; Hydrozoa; Anthoathecata; Hydridae. Gene Ontology annotation, molecular function: nucleic acid binding; 3'-5'-RNA exonuclease activity.
AUAAAAAUAAAGAAUUUUAGUGUAGAAAUAUGAAAAUUAUAAAUUGAUGAAAAUGACUGAAAAUGGAUUGCAUAAUAGUAUCUCAGUGCACAAAGAAGAAUCAUUAGUACAUAGCAGCGAGUUUGAUCAUCCAGUCUACAAAAAAAUAUCUGCAGCUAAUGGGCGCAUUAAUAAAAUGACUAAUAUUGAACUUUUAGAAGCAUUAACUUAUUUGAAAUUGGGAACAAAAGGUACAAAAGAGAUACUUCAAAAACGUUUGAAAGCUCAAGUGAAGAAACAACAUCUUGCAGAAAACAAUUUGGUUGCAAACCCAAAAAGCUGUUAUGUAGAUUAUUAUGUUGUCAUUGAUUUUGAAGCCACUUGUGAUGAACCUAAUCCUAGUGGAUUUCAACACGAAAUCAUUGAGUUUCCUGCUGUUUUGGUCAAAACUUCUACCCUAGAAAUAGUAUCUGAGUUUCAUUCUUAUUGUCGCCCUGUUAUCAAUCCUGUACUAUCUGAAUUUUGUAAAUCUUUGACUGGAAUUACGCAGGUUCAGGUAGAAUCUUCCUCAGUUUUUGAAGUUGUUCUUCAGAGAUUUGAUAAAUGGUUAAAACAACAGGUUAUGCCGACAGAAACAUUUUGCAUUGCUACUGACGGGCCAUGGGACUUAGACCGUUUUCUUAAAAAUCAAUGCAAGACUCUUAAUAUUCAAAUUCCGCAUUAUUUCCACCGAUGGGUCAAUAUCAGAAAGCAUUUUUAUAAUUACUAUAAGAUAAAUCAGGCAAACGUAGAAUUAAUGCUUCAGCAUUUAGGAAUGGAGUUCGAAGGACGUCCCCAUCGUGGAAUUGAUGAUGCGCGCAAUAUAGCACGUAUUUUAAUUCAGUUGAUUAGAGACGGAGCGGACCCAUUAAUCAAUGAGAGUCUUCGAUAAAUUUGGAAGCAUUGAUUUGACCAGUUUUAUGGUGUGUUGAUAUGGCAACUUCUCUGUUAUCUGGAGAAUAUUUUUUCAUCGAACUUGUUUUGAUCAUAAAAUUUGAAAUAAGAAACACGAAAAAAGGAAAAAUUCUUAAAAAUUGAAAUAACAAUGAAAAAAUUUACUUUUAACUUUCAUUUGAUGUAUUAUGUUUUUUACAAUGCAAACGUACCAAACAUAAUUUUAUUUGUUCUUGUUUUAAAAAAAAGUUUAUUUAAAAGCGUGAGGAAGAAAAACAACGUUUGUGAAACAUUUUCUUUGGUUAAAUAAUAUUUUUUAAAUAUGUAAAUAUGUAAAACAAGUGUUAUCUUUUUAUUUGUUGUUACCCAGUAUGCA